GUCGACGAUUUGGAUGGUUAUUUCGAUGAACGGGGAUGGAGUGGAAUUUGUGGGGAUGGUGCGGUGAAGGAACGUAGUGUGGUGUUGGUGAUCUGCCGGUAUGUGUUAGGUGCUGAUGUCGAUAGGGAUGACUUCUAUCGGUUGAUGGACGAUGCAUAG
Messenger RNA from Anisakis simplex (herring worm), 159 nucleotides. The record is from the annotation of a GenBank genome assembly. Lineage: Eukaryota; Metazoa; Nematoda; Chromadorea; Rhabditida; Anisakidae.